CUGAGGCUGUGUCCCUGAGCGUUGCCAGUUUGCACACCCACGAGCAGCAAAGAGCACGGCAGAGGGCAUGGAUCACGGCCGUGGGUCCCCGCCGCCAUGGCAAUACAGUCGUCCUGAGCCUCCUUCUUCCCAGGCCUAUGGUGGGCCCAUGCAGGCCAGUGGUGGACCCAUGCAGACCGCGACUGUGAUGGACCGCGCAAUCGUGCGGGCCGGCCCCACCUGGCAGGAUUCAGACUCGACUGACCCUAAGGCGCAAUGGACUCACGGCCCCAACAGGCUAAGUUUACCAAGCAGGUCAGCACCAAGCUCAGCACAACAGGCACGGUGGGGCGAAGAAAGGACUUCGAUGAGGUCUCGAAAUGGCUGGCGCAGCUUCUACGAGAUCCGCGGAAAGCCAGGAAGUACAAUUUGGAGCUGGACCACGAUGGAUGGGCGAAGUUCCAGGACGUGGAAAGGUGCCUUCGUGGUCACCGCAGCGAGCUUCGCCGCCGGUUGGUGCCAUUGUUGAGGAGAGUCAUUCAGCAGAGCAAGUACGACGACGGCCCCCAGGCUGGACAGGAGCGCUUCGAGCUGGGUUGGUGGCAAAGGGAAGAGUAUGUGCGAUCCAAACGAAAGCGCCGCAAUGAGAGGCCGCCUGAGAAUGUGCAGCAGCUGGAACGAGCUGGCGGUGCUGUUUUCCCCCCUGCUAGGCAGCCAGUUGAGAACCUCGCACUGCUGCCGAAACGGGCGCCAACGGCCGACAUGCCAAGAGCUGCCGAAAGGCCGGAGAAAGUUGCAUGGCCGGAACGAGAACCGCCUGCAAUCUGUGACAUUUCGCAAGCCACAGACGAACACCUCACGCAGCGGCCCGAACGAGCUCCACCAGCCAUUGCCAACAUCCCGCAGCAAAAAGUGGAGAGGAGGGCUCGAUCAUUCUAUUUGCCGAGCCACGUCUUUAAGCUGAUUUGGGAUUUUGUGGAGAGUUACCGAGAGCUGCGAUGCUUGAUGUCCUGUUCCAAGGAGUGGGAGAAGGGCAUUUGGCCACUGCUCAAGUGUCCAGCCGGCCCAACUGAUCGGCAAAAAUGUGGCUUGAAAGAGAUAUCGCUGCGAUGUGGGCAUAAAAUUUGCGGAGGCUGUGAUUACAAUUCCCUGAAGUCUAUGGACAACCCGCGCACCUCAGAGCCCUCACAGAGAGACACUGCGAGCCUCUACUCCAUCUCGGAGGAGGUGCAGAUCCCAGAUCGAUGCAUUUGCAGGCCAAACGAGAGCUUUGCCAAAUUGUUUUCCGUGCAGCAGCCAGAGGAGGAACAUCAUCCACUGGACGUCACGGAGAGCUACUGGGCCCAACAUUAUUUUCCUGAUGCUCGCGCCACGACGGUGGUGAGACACUGGGUGCUGAUACGCGAGGGCAAGCAGAAGGUGGCAAAAGUGUUCUUUUCCACUGGAGCCAUCCAAUUUCUAACGCUCGACCUCAGACAGUAUGAGGAACACAGUUACUUCCACUUGACCUCGAAAUCCUGCGACACCGAAUUCGCUGCCGUUCAAAACGUGCUGGCGCAGACUGCAGCAAGGCCAAAAAAUAGAUGGAAUCGAAUAAAUCAUAAUUUCAAUUAAUGAAAUAGAAUGUCAAG
This is a messenger RNA of Durusdinium trenchii, 1610 nucleotides long. The record is from the annotation of a GenBank genome assembly. NCBI's taxonomy places the organism in Eukaryota, Dinophyceae, Suessiales, Symbiodiniaceae.